Messenger RNA from Ricinus communis (castor bean), 1191 nucleotides. Its product is annotated as delta(3,5)-Delta(2,4)-dienoyl-CoA isomerase, peroxisomal. The transcript has 2 exons. Bases 154 to 981 code for a protein of 275 amino acids. Gene Ontology annotation, molecular function: delta(3,5)-delta(2,4)-dienoyl-CoA isomerase activity. Lineage: Eukaryota; Viridiplantae; Streptophyta; Magnoliopsida; Malpighiales; Euphorbiaceae. The record is from RefSeq and is a predicted model, not a curated record. Gene Ontology annotation, cellular component: peroxisome.
CGAUAUGUUGUAUUACUUUUGACUGUUGUAUUUUCCAUUUUCUGUUAUAAUGAUGACGUAAAUUAAAUAAAUAAAUACUUUUCCAACUCCCACAUUGUCUUACCAAGGAUUUUCCUUCAGUUUCUCUCAUUUUCUUGACAAAUUAAAAAGGAAAUGGAUCGAUACAGAACUCUAAAAAUUAUACAAAAAAUCCCAAAUUCACCGGUUGUCCACUUAUACCUGAACCGCCCACAUCAACGGAAUGCACUUUCCCACGAUUUCUUUACCGAAUUGCCAAACGCACUUUCAUGUCUCGACCAAGACCCUAACGUCAGCGUGAUAAUUCUCGCCGGCGCCGGCGAUCAUUUCUGCUCGGGAAUCGACCUCAAGACAUUCAAUUCAAUCACCGAGCAGACACUUUCCGGUGACAGGGGCCGAGCUAACGAGAAGCUCCGGCGGCAGAUAAAGUAUUUACAAGAGGCGAUAACUGCGAUAGAGAAGUGUAGGAAACCAGUGAUAGCGAGUAUUCAUGGGGCCUGUAUUGGUGGUGGUGUUGACAUAGUUACUGCCUGUGAUAUUAGGUUUUGCUGUCAAGAUUCGUUUUUUAGUGUGAAGGAGGUCGAUUUAGGGUUAACUGCGGAUCUUGGCACGUUACAGAGGUUACCUUCGAUUAUUGGGUUUGGUAAUGCUAUGGAAUUGGCUUUAACGGGUCGAAGGUUUUCCAGUCAUGAGGCUAAGGAGUUUGGGCUUGUCUCUCGGGUUUUUGGGUCUAAAGAGGAUUUGGAUGAGGGUGUCAGGCUUGUUGCUGAGGGAAUUGCUGCAAAGUCUCCUCUGGCCGUCACUGGGACAAAAGCAGUCUUAUUAAGAAGCAGGGACUUGAAUACAGAGCAAGGGUUGGAUUAUGUUGCAACUUGGAAUUCUGCAAUGCUUGUAUCUGAUGAUCUUAAGGAGGCUGUGAAAGCACAAAUCCAGAAACGAGACGCUGUUUUUGCCAAGCUUUAAGAUCGACCUAAUGGUCUGUGCUAGACUUUGCACAUCUUUUUCGUACCUUGGCUGGCACACCUACCAAAUAGAAUAAGUGGUUUUCUUGUUGCCCACAAAUAAAUGGUACACUGCUUGAUUAACCUUGUAAUGCAUAUUAUGUUUUCCUGUGAAUUAUUACAAGUUUGGAACAGAAAUGCCCUUGAUAUAGAUGCUAUAUGUUGAGCCAAA